AUGGCCUCACUUGAGCAUGCGCUGAAUCCUUCCCAGCAAUACUGUUCGGAUUUCCUUUAGUAGAGUAAUGGGGUUUCAAGACACAGUCCGAGAAGGAGAACAAGACCCUUACAAGGUACAUGAUAUGAAGUCAAAGCAAGGAAUAUGUGAUCGUGUAAUCGUGCCAUCGGAAUGUUCCGGCGGCCUUUCAGGAUCUACCGUUUCGAAAAGUAAUUAGUUUUCUUCUACCACCACGUCACAAGUUUUUUUCCUUCUUCUUUAUACACCAUCUGUAAUUCUUUCCGGUCACUUUAGGUCUCAUAUAAGGAUUAUGCCUCGCGCCAAGUCAUUGAAUGGCCAACACAGUGAAGCGUACAACCCGGCAACUUGCUCAGUAUGUAACGCUAUGAUUUCCAACAAGACGGACAUGCCUAGGCACAUGAAAAUGCACUCCGUAGAUCGCGAAAAGCUAAUGCAUCGAUGUCCAUAUCCAGACUGCAACUUCGAAAACCUUCAGAAAUCAAACGUUGAGACUCAUAUCCGGACGCAUACAAAAAGCAAGACCAAUUCCUGUCCGGAUUGCGAUUUUGUUACUGUAGAUCCUGGCUCCUUAACUCGCCAUAGAAAGCGGAUACAUGGUUACAUUCCUAAGAUGCGUCGUUCAAGGCAGCCGAAACCACAGCCGGAUGCAGCGGGAGCUGAAGUUCCACCCAAACCACUCGCCCUUCGUUUCUCCCCUUAUUCAUCCGCACCUCAUCAGCACUUUGAGCUCCCACCUCACUGUGAUUCACGGCCUUCCACAUCCGCUACUCCUCCUGACCACAGAUCUGGGUCCCCGUCCCCAUCCCAGCCGCAGCCUAGGUCCGGAUCCCAUUCGCCAUCGACAAUGGCUGGUUCCUCUUACUCUUUCAUCCCAUCAGGUCGAUUAUUACGGCCUCGGUCACCGGCUGCUGAAACGACGAAGGUGCUGCCUUUGCAUCCACCUAGCCCUCGCAUUGACCCUGCUCUGUUGCAUGCUGGACCUCCUAGGACCAUAGUACCCAGUCGUAGCUGACAUCAGGUAGUUCAGGUUACCACCAACUGUCAGCAAAAUUCAUAAAUAAUACGAUCUGUGCCUUCGGUUUUGCGGCUAUUUAUUUCGGUAUUCAUAUCGAAGGCUGCAUUGAGAUUCUUACAUUAUCCUCUACAUGGUAUUUGUCUUCCUCAAUACACGCCUAAUUUUUAUUGUUAGACUUGUGUCAAAGUGAAGAGGUACUCACUUCGUCUUGUUCAUUCCGAAAA
Messenger RNA from Lentinula edodes (shiitake mushroom), 1260 nucleotides. RefSeq lists its product as uncharacterized. Gene Ontology annotation, cellular component: nucleus. The coding region runs from base 311 to 1033 and encodes 240 amino acids. Lineage: Eukaryota; Fungi; Basidiomycota; Agaricomycetes; Agaricales; Omphalotaceae. The transcript is spliced from 4 exons. Gene Ontology annotation, biological process: regulation of gene expression. The record is from RefSeq and is a predicted model, not a curated record.